Messenger RNA from Cydia strobilella, 10122 nucleotides. RefSeq names its product polycomb group protein Psc-like. The record is from RefSeq and is a predicted model, not a curated record. Gene Ontology annotation, molecular function: DNA replication origin binding; ATP hydrolysis activity; metal ion binding. Gene Ontology annotation, biological process: mitotic DNA replication checkpoint signaling. The transcript has 10 exons. Lineage: Eukaryota; Metazoa; Arthropoda; Insecta; Lepidoptera; Tortricidae. Bases 102 to 4886 code for a protein of 1594 amino acids. Gene Ontology annotation, cellular component: nucleus.
UGUGACAUGAAAGUCAGUGUAUUGUACAGUGAAUAGUGUAUAGAUGCUAUAACAACAGUUGUGUUAUACGUGUUAAUGACGCUGGACAUGCAUCUGUAAAGAUGGUAACUUCCAACAAAUUACUCGAUAAAAAGGUCGUUAAAAUGGCUGAACAGAACAAUAGUACGGUUGUGCCGCAAAGAACUUUGUUAGGAGAAGUGAAUGAGCAAAUUACUUGUCCGCUAUGUCGCGGUUACUACAUCGACGCCACCACGAUCGUAGAAUGUUUGCACUCGUUUUGUCGCAGCUGCAUCAUCAAGCAUUUGCAAAUUAGCCGUUACUGCCCGGUCUGCGACGUGCAGAUAAAUGUUGCAAAGCCAAAUUUCAGACUAGACAAAGCUCUUCAAGAUAUUGUGUACAAACUUGUACCAGGGCUUUUCCAAAAAGAAAUGGAAAGGCGACAACAGUUUUACUCGUCUAGACCGGGGCCGGCUGCUUCCGCGACGCCAGAGCAAAGAGGUGAAGAUACAGAAAGGAUAAUUUUCAGCCCAGAAGAUGUCAUCUCAUUUUCUUUGGAAUAUGCAGAUGCCACUGACACUGACAGCAUAUCAAGCAAAUCAUCAGAUAGCAAUGAACCUCAGCCACCAAAUGGUACCACGAGGAGGUUUCUACAGUGUCCUGCAGUUGUCAAUAUUAGUCAUUUGAAGAAAUUCUUGAGCAUGAAAUUCGAUAUUGACAGCACUCAAUUUGCUAUUGACAUUUUAUAUAAAAGGGUACCAUUGCCAGACUACUACACUUUGAUGGAUAUUGCUUAUAUUUACAAUUGGAAGAGGAAUGAACCAAUGAGAUUUUUCUACCAGAUUAUAGAUUAUGUAGCUAUCAGAAAUAGAUUGUUUGACAUUAAUAGGAAAGGUUCUCAUUUUCGAGAUAGUAAAUCAAGCCCAACACCAACAGAAGACACAAAUGUUAGUAGCCCGGCACCUAAUCUAAAUGAUCACGGUUCAGAAGUAUCAUCAGGUACUGACAGUCCCAUGCCAGAAGAUAACAGUGGCAAAAAGUCACAUAGUUCUUCAACUACAGACAAGAAUAAUCAGUCCAACAAGGAUAUCAGUAGUCAAAAUAAGUCAGGCGCCAACAGUAACUCUACAGCGAAGAAAAAUGAUGAUGAAGUAGAAAAGUCGCAGUUUUUGAACUCUUUUGAAUUAACAGCCAAAAGUAAUAGCCAGUCAGUUAAAUCAUCUCCUGUAAAAGGUAAUGCGCAGGAAACGUCAUCUUCAUCUAAUAAUAAUACAGUUAAAAGUCAAGAAGCACCAAAGGAUGAUGAUACUUUAAAGAGGAAACCACAGACACCACCAAAAGCACCAGAAGUUAAAAGACUCAAAAUUGAGUUAGAAAAAACUAAAAUACCCCAAGGUCUGACUAAACCUGCCAACUCUACUUCUGCUUCAUCCACUGGAGCUUCAGAACUUCACAACAAGUCUGGGAGUGCAUUUGAUAAUUUGACAAAAACAAAAGAUACUGACAGCAAACUCAGCCCUCAGCCUGACAAAAACACAUCAUCAUCAUCAUCUUCACCAACAAAGGAGCAAAAGAUGCCUGCUGUGGGUUCAAAACCAACUCCCGAGAGUACUGGAUUAAAAAGAACAAUUCCUAGUACAAGUAAUGUUUCUUCUCCAAAACGAAAAGCAACAAAUGAGCCAGUGGCAUCAGUACGGCAUGCUUCUCAACCUAAAACAGUUUCUCCUCUUAAGCUUCAAGUACCCAAAAUGGAUACACAGCAAUUUUCUCUCCCAAAGCCCGCAGAAGUUCCAAAGCCACCUCCAAAAAGAAUGCCUGAUUUAAAACCUACCAUGCCAACAACACAGGCAACCCAAAAUAAAGGACAACCAAUUAAUAAAGUGAGGAUGGAUCUGUUAGCCAACAAUAGUGAUCCCACAAUAGAUAGAAGUAAGAUAUUGUCCCAGGUGAAAUCAUCACUCAGUGCCGCUCAUAAUACAGUCCAAACCUCAGGUGACCCGCUGAAAUCUUUGUUGUUAGAUUCAUGUAAAAUUAACAUCCCUUCAUCACUCUCAAUUACUUUAACAGACCAGAAAUUAGAUCCACGUAGUCCUGGUGAGCCAACCACAAGUGAUCCGAAAAAGAAUAUCACUAAUAAAAAUUUAGUUUCCGCGAAUAGUAGCACAGCUCAUAAAGUGCCUAGUCCGCCUGUUCACAACUACAUUGAAAUAUUAAAGUUGCCAGAUAGUAAUCCUAAAAAACAACAGAUGAAAGCUGAAGGUAAUACUGAUACCAAGCAAAGUCCACAAGCAAAACCUGAAAGUUCAACAGCAUCACCAAAGCCUCCAGGCAAAUCUUCUGAGUCAUCCGCUAAAGGGCCAAUACCUAAUUUAAAACCUAUAGCUGACACUAAAUUAGGAAAGCAAAGUGGUAACUUUGCUUCACCUAUUACUUUCCAGCAAACAUUUGAGAAGCAAUUACAAACUUUAGUAUCAGAUAAAAAAACUAAACUCCCAAAAAAUAAAGCUCAGGUGCCCAAACUUGUUCCAGCUACUCCAAAAACAUUCAAUACCAUAAAUAAACUGAAUAAUCCAAACAAUAAGUCUCCCAGUAGUGUAACUAUGACUCCAGAAACUAAGCCUAGUGCUGCUCUAGACUUAACAACUCCCCAUAAUAUGCAAAGUCAAAUAGGACAGCAUCCUAACCAAUCACGACUUUUAGAAAAAAUGCAGUCAAUUGCGAAUUUGGCAGCAACAAAACAAAACCCUCCUGGAAAGGGUUUGCCUGCAAAUGUGAAUCAAGGGAAUGUCUAUUCACCUAUUUCUAAUAGACCUGCAAAUACGGGUGCAAGUCCUUUGAGAAUACCUUCUUCGAGUAUGAACCAAGUUAAGCAUGAGAAAGGUAGUCCCAGUGGGUCCCAGACUUCUGUUCGGCAUGACAUGGGUAACAAACCUUUUCAAAUGAAUCAAGCAAACACUGGCAAUUCUAUAAUGUCUCCUAGCUAUACCCAGUCACAUAAUUCUCCAACUCCGACACACCCUUCUCCAAGAUCUCAAACACGAUCUCCUAGUUCUUCUCCUAAGUUAGUAAUUGCUGAAGAAAAGCAGGCAAGUAGUAGUUCAUCAGAACAGAGUAUUAACCAAUCUAAUCAAAUAUCGAGCACACAACUUCCCAACCUUAACACUUUAAAGAAUGAAUCUCCGAAGGCAUUCCCAGGGCCUUCUAAACCAGGUCCUAAGCCAAUGAAACCAUUAUCAUCAGGUCUAAAACUGUCUGGGAUUCGCCAGCCCAUAACCCCUUCUAUUAAGUCCAACUCUGGUAUGAAUCUUCCACCAGAUUAUAUGACAUCUCAGCAACUGAUUGCACAGCAUCCAAUGGCACAUUUAAGGCAUCAGAUGGAAAUGAAUUGGUACAAAGCUAAUCUAUUCAAAAGUAUGGCAAAUGCCGUACAUCAGACUCAACAUGAUUUUAAUAACAAAGAUAAACAAAUGUCGGUUGCUCAAACUGCUAUCCCCUUUAAAUCCCGCAAGAGGACAUACAUGAAUAAGAGAAACAAAGAAUGUAAUGAAAAUGAUAAUAUUCUUAACAAAAUGAAGUUACCAGAAGGCCGUGAUUUAAAUCUCAAAAAUAUCUUUGACAAUGAGUCUUGCUCUGCUCCCAAAAUAUCCAGAAAAACCUUGAAGUCUGUUUCAAUCGACAAGUCUAAAGAUGAAUGUGAAGAAUCCUUUGACGAGAGAAAUCGAAAUGCUGUUACUUCAGGACCGCUUCCUAGUCGAGAAGAAGAAUUUGAAUGGUUGCACAACGUCCUUUUAGAGAGCCUUGACAAAGAGGAAUCUGCUUCUUUAUAUGUCUCUGGGCAACCCGGCACAGGCAAAACGGCAACCUUGUCAUGCUUACUGAAUUCGCAAAAGAUCAAAGAAGGCUUUAAACAAGUGUAUGUAAACUGCACUAUGAUGAAGUCCGCCACGAGCAUAUACAGCAGAAUUUGCAAAGAGUUGCAGCUGCCUACUUCAGGUUCCACAGAGAAGGCAUGCUUGGCUGCCAUAGACAAAUAUUUGAAUAAAAAACACAAGAUGAUCUUACUGGUGUUGGACGAGAUCGACCAGCUAGAUAGCAAGCGGCAGUCAGUGCUGUAUACGAUUUUUGAGUGGCCGGCGUUGGCUGGGUCUCGUCUGGUGUUAGUCGGCGUGGCCAAUGCUCUGGACUUGACCGAGCGCGCUCUUCCGCGGUUGCAGGCGCGUUGUUCGCUGCGGCCGCGCACCCUGCACUUCGCGCCGUACACCAAGCAGCAGAUCAUCAACAUAUUCACCAAGAUAUUGGGCGAGGCUGACAAAACCAACGUGUUUUCGCCUAUCGCCUUACAAAUGUUGGCAGCCAAAAUCGCCGCCGUCUCUGGUGACAUGCGAAGAGCCCUAGACAUAGGCCGUAGAGUGAUCGAGCUAGCUAAACGCAGUAAAUUCGCCGAGAACCAAUCCGUGGACACCAUGAUGAAAGACUGCACGGUCACAGUGGAGCUCAAGCAAGUCCUGGAAGUACUGAACGACGUGUACGGAGGCUCCAAGAAAAUCGAGUCUGAUGUUGAUGAAGGUUUCCCGAUGCAACAGAAGUUGAUACUUUGCAGUCUUAUGCUUAUGCUCAAGGGAAAAAAUAAGGACAUCGUUAUGGGGAAAUUACACGAUGCUUAUAAAAAAGUAGCAGCAGCUCGCAACAUCGCGCCGCUGGACAUGAGCGAGAUGUCAAGCGCCUGUACUCUACUCGAAGCGCGCGGUGCGCUACGAUGCACGGGUCCCUGGGGGCGCACCCGGCGCCUGCGCCUGCAGUGGGACGAGGCGGAGCUGACGGCCGCGCUGCGCGACAAGCCGCUCAUGGCCGCCAUCCUCGCCGACUCCAGCUGCCGUCCCAACUGUUAGUAUAAUGCGUCCGCUGAUAGUCAGUACGUCGAGAGGCGGGGUAUUUGUAGAAUUAACGACGCUGACCGCGCUUACUGUCAGCGUGUUAAAAAAAAAAACGAAAAAUGGAAAAAUCCGAUGUCUCGGACGAAUAUAGCGUUGUCCCGCCUUUUUGCUAAGACUCAUAAGAACCUUGGGUUCGCUGGGGAACUAUUUAUAAAAAUUGGCGUCGGUACUAGUUUUUACGAGAGCGACUGCCAUUUGAUAUGCAACCCGGAGAGAAAACGAGGCCUUAUUAAAAUUAGAGGAAUAGUCUAAGAAAAAAAUGUGCCUCGAAUUUGACCGCUGAAAUUGAUGUCGCUGUACGGCCCAAUGACGUUUGACAAUUCAGUUAUCACCAGGGACCGGCCCGCUAUCCCUUAUCGGGGUUUUAUAAGGGUAUUGCAUAAGGCUUAACUCACCAUACCCUUUGCCAGACGAAACCCUUUGUUUUGGUUUUAAAAACCCUUAUAUAAAGCUACCACAUUUGAGUAAUCGGUAGCCCAAAUACCCUUACAAAACCCUUAUCAUCCGCUCACCAACACCUUGCAUAUUGCUUAUAAGGAUUAGCCUUAUAAAGGGCUUCCCUUUUAGCAUAUAAGCGUGCUAAUUUAAGUCGUCUACCUUGUUCAUAAAGCACACAUUACUUCGAAUCCGAGCGAUCGUCGGCGGCGACGGCGGCGUUCUUUGACUAGGCAAGUAUUUUCUUUCCUUUUCAUACACUACCGUAGAUAUAUACUAAUCCUGCCUCUUUCGCGCAAAGGGAAACCUUUAUAAAAAGCGCUUAAAGAUAAGGGUAACCCUUAUUAAGAGCUAGCCUUAUUUUUGGUAAGCUUUUCGGUAAGGGUUAGUCAAAGGUAAGGGUAUGAAUGGGCUUGCAGCUCAAAAGGGAAAGUCUUUCAAUGUGUUAGCCGUGUUUAAGUGUCGCCCAUUGAAAGGGUUUUAUCGCGGAAAGGGUUGUCCGGUCCCUGGUUAUCACAAAGCAUAAUGGCGAUGUAUAAUGCCAUCUAGAACCCGUACUAUGGAUGGUAUAGAAAGGAUGCACAUAUCUUAUGGCAGAAAUGUUGCAAAAGUCACCGCUUUCAACUUUAAAUAAUAGUUCCUAAUCUCUCCGGUGGCGCUAGUUAGGCUCUGGGACAUAAGCCAUAUUAAGGCAACAAAUAACCCGACCAAAUUACGUAGGUUGUUUUUGGUAGUAUUUCGGUGUAUGGUGGCGCCGCCUAAUUACUGUUUUUUGAUGAACAUUUUUCAUACAUAGAGAUUUGGCUCCUUUAUAUAGUCUCCAUGACCCGUACCAUGAGUCACUGACAGUGUCAAAACUGGCAUAAACGCUAUAACAUAACGUCUACGUAAUUUACUUUCUAUACAUGUCGCUCGCACUAAUAUGCGAGUACGAGCGAGAUGCAUAGAAAGUAAGUUACGUUCUCGAUAGCGUUUAUGUCAGUGCCAAACUGGUGGUAGCCACAUAGGUCGGCUGGCAUACUCGAGCGCACGUUUAUUUCUUAGACUUUACACCUCUUCCAUAAUUAAUAAUUAUUUCUUACCAACUGAGACUAGAUUUUUCCAUUUCAUGUUUUUAAAAUUAUGAUACACAUAUAUGUAAUUAACAGACGGAUCUGGGUAAUACAAUAUUUAUUUAACAGAUCGGUAAUCGGAGGUAGAUAGAUUCCUGACGAGCAUACGUCGCACUAAGUACAAAUACUUUAUACUGACAACUCGAAAAUUGAUUUGUGAACCUUACCGAAUGACUUGCCCGCAAAAUGCCCGCUGUAGUGCGACGUAUGCUGACGAGUUAUCCAAAUCACUAAUUCUACAUUACCCAUUGGUUCAAGCCGUACCGAAUAAAACCGCGAGAAACUCACGGUAAGGGUACAAACUGACUUGUGUUCGUCUUUUCGGCACCAGGGUUAUAACCGCGAAAAUCGAAGUUCGCAAAUUGCGGGCAUCUUUUUCUGUCAUUCUAAUUACGCCUUUAUUGGAGUAUAGAGAAAGAUCUCCGCUAUUUGCGAAUUUCGGUUUACGCGGUAGGCCCUCUGUACCGAUAACAACAAUUUUUACCUAAUGACACUUUUUUUUCGUAAAGGUGUUUAUUAGGGAUGUACCGACUAGUCGCCGACUAGUCGGGAAAGCCGACUAUUCGGCCACGUUUGUAGUAGGCGAUUAGUCGGCGACUAGUCGGCCAAAAUGGCCGAUUAGUCGGCCUUUUAUUAGUUACAGAAAAACAGGACAUAAACUAAAUAAACAGCAAAUACAUUUGAUAAAAUUUCCAUUUUAUUCAAUGAAAUUAAUUAUACUUUAUACCUGUUAAGGGUGCAUACGAAUAUUGUUAUUCAUAUUAUUAUAUUAAAUUCAUGUGUAAGGAGUAAAUAGAUAGAUUUAUUUGUUUGUUAAAGAAAAAGACACAGUACUUUAUACAAAGAGAUAAAACAAAAUGCUUUCACGAAAAGAUCUUCAACUUAAAAUUGAAACAGCAAAAAUAACAACUUAUGAAGUAAAAUAUUAAAUAAAAGAUAAAAUGUUACAAAUAAACAAUGUGAUGUGACUCGCAAAAAAGGGGUAUUGCCGAAAUAUGAAAAAAGUAUGUAUGUCGUCGCAGUCCAUUCAAUAUUAUGUAGUUGGUUGCAAUUACAAACGUUUUAUUACAGUGCCUAUGUAAUUUUUAUUAUUUGAGGCGCGCGGGUCUCUUAAGGAAAGUCUAUUUUGCUCAAAAUGCUCAAAUGGCAAUUGGCUUAUUUAUGCAUAAAGCUUGUAUUUGAAGGAAAUAUUUUUUAUUCGAAUAUUUGAUGCCGUAAUAUCUUGUAGCAUAUGCAUUUCCUUGGUUCAAUUGUCAUUUAAUUGCUUAAAAUGUGAAAUAAAAUGCAUUAAAAUUACGCGCAAAAAGCUAAAACGACGAAAGGAACAAGAAAAUUGUUUUACAAAUGAAUCCUAACUUAGACAUAGCUGUUGCAGUGACCAUCUGAAUGUAAACUUUAAAGAGAAAUAAUGAUUUAUGAAUUUGGCCGACUAGCCGACUAGUCGGCCGACUAAUCGGCCAUCGGAGCGCCGAUUAGUCGGCUAGUCGGCUAGUCGGCCAAAUCAAUAGUCGGUACAUCACUAGUGUUUAUUAAUUUAAAUUACAGUUUUAAAAGGCCCUUCCAGGUUAUGUUAAUAAAACUGGAAGGCCUGCUGCUAGGUUUCGUUAUAUUUACGAGUAUAAGGCUGCUAAUGAUUAGAUUAAUCAAUUAAUGAAAAAAAAAAUUUAAACUAAAUUAUUGUUUUUUGUUAAGAUUGUGUUGUGUAGGUAUAACAUGUUGACCCUGUGAAGAUGUAUGCUGUGAUUAAUUUCUUAUGUUCCAAUUUUCCUUUGGCAUUAAGAACACGAUGGUAAUGACAUUUUUGAGGUUUUUGCCAAUGAACUAAAUACCUAUAGUCAGAAAAGUUUUUGAUAUUGACAUAAGGUUUAAUUGUGUCUGGCUUGUCUGAGAAAGAUUUUUUACUAAUUCCUAAGUAAUUAAAAUAAAAUAUCCCAAAAAUUAAGGUUUUAUUCUGAAAAACUUAAGCAGCAGUGAUGAAGCGUGACGUUGGCGUUACGUUUGUGAGAUACCGUUGCGUUGCGCUGGUCAUUUCCGUUACGACCAAAACAUUCGUUUUUUACUUACGGUUUUGUGGCUUGUGGUUUUUGAUUGCGAUUUACUUGUUUUUACAUUCACAAUAAUAUUACAUAGCCUUUUAAGUAUAAAGUUCCGUUAGAUUUUAUUUUAGGUUACAUAUUACUCGGUCAUUUUAUUCUACACUGACUUGGAGGAAGAAUCCAAUGGUAUUCACGUUGACUACUGUUCAACAUACAAAUCUAACGGUUCUUUAUAAAUUGUACCCUAGACUUAUAUUGACCGGGAUAUGGACCGUGAUUACCUGUUAUAUUUUCCAAGUACAUGGUCCAUAUCGGGAUAUGGUCAAUAUAAGUCUAUAGUGAAACUAACCGUGAAUUAUUCAAAACUCAAAUUGUACCCGGUUUCAAAACGGCUCAAUAUAACGAAAGGAGAGUGUAGUGCCUUGACAUGUAUUGUUUGGAUGUUUGUUAAGGUGAGUUAGUGUUUAGUAAUCUUAGGUAAUUAUGUUUGAAUCUAUUAAUACUUAAUUCAUGUUGUAUAAUAUCUAAUAUCAAAUCUAUGAAUUAAUAUAUCUGAUAUUUUGGUAGUUGAACCUAAAGCGUGCGGUUGUUUUAUGCGAUUAACGCAGCGUUUAACGCGAGGCGUUUGCUGCACACCCAUUAUACAUCAGAUAAUAUAAUGCCACUACAUUGUAUUACGCGUUAAAUACAGCGGUAAACGCAUUGUCUAUUUUCCUUCAUUUCGUUGAUCGCACCGCAUAAAACAACCGCGCGCUGUAUAGUUAAAAUAAUAUAAUUAAUGUUUUGUAUAUAGAGGUCAUAUUCACGGCUUAUUUUGUACGCGCGUUUCCUGGCAUUUGUUGGUUAAAUUAUUGAUAAAGCGCAAUCCAAAAAAUAGAUAUGUAUGUACAUAUAUAGAACAACGCGACAACGCGAUGUACAAAAUACGACCGCGGAAAACCUCUAACUAAACAUCUAAAGUACACCUAUAGUGUAAAAUUCCCUAAACUUUUUUAUUUUUACUAUAUCCGGUAGAUCUCAUACCAGACCUAACAUACUAUUUUUUAUUCUUUAAUUGUAACAGCCAGCGGACAACAGGUCUGGUGGAACGUUGUAUGCGAGUAUUAUGACGUAAAAAGACUUCGACAGGAUGGUGAAAUUGUCUUUCCAAUUUUUUACUUAAGCUUUGUGUUUAUUAGGAAUACAUUCAAAAAUAAAUGUGUUAUUAGUCCAUCAGUACCUAUUCCAUUUUUUAUCUGUAAGUCUUUUGUUGUAGUUAUAAUCAUUAUAUUUACUUAUAUCAAUUUGUAUUUGUAGUUUUACACGGGACUGACUUUUUAUACAUAGGAUUUUAUUUAAUGAUAAUGUUUGGGAAAUAAAUAAAGAACAAGUAUAAUAUUAUUUUUUAUUUAAUCUUAAACAUUUAUACACUAAUUCUAUUUUGUGCAAAAACAAGACUUUUUACAUUUUUUUGCGAAGUACCUCUGUACAGAAGACAAGAUGACUGACCAGAAGGCGCGACAGCGACGAACGUCGAAACGAUCUGAUCUUUGGAUAGCGAGCUUAGUAACGAGUUAGGGGUACUGUCGGGGCUUACAAAUACUCUUUAUCUGCAAAAGGUACCCAAAA